UUCCUAACAAGGACGAAAUUGCAAUUGUUUGUGGUUGAGAACGAUGUAAUUCUUGGGUUUGUAUAGCUAGAAGGCGUACAGUUGAUGUUUGCAACCACAGCCACAAUGGCCGGAGCACUGCGAGCCCUGAACCUAAAGCCUCCGACUGGCGGAACUCCCUCUUUCAGGCGUCAGAUUCAGCUUCCUCUGGCUACGCGGUCGCCAUUCUCCGGCGAUAAGUUCAACGCAGCGCAUUUUACAUGGAAACUCCGUGCAGUUGCUAGAGUGGGCAGUAUAAGAGCUAGUGCAGAGUACCGUCAGGGAAAUGAUGAUAGGGAAAACCGACUUCCACAAGUUCUGAACUCGAAUUGGAGCACACGAUUGUCGAAGUUUGCGGCUGAUAAUUUUUUACCUUUAGCUCUCGUCUCUGGUGUAGUGUUAGGACUUGCAAAUCCGAGCCUUGGUUGUCUUGCAGAUACAUAUUAUCUAUCAAAAUUUAGCACUUUUGGAAUAUUUAUAAUUUCAGGAUUGACGUUACGCAGUGAUGAAAUUGGAGCAGCUGCUGAAGCAUGGCCAGUUGGACUCUUUGGACUGGCUUCAAUUUUAAUUUUCACUCCCUUCUUUUCAAAAAUCAUUUUGCUGCUCAAGCUCCAGCCACAAGAGUUUGUUACAGGACUUGCUAUAUUUAGCUGUAUGCCUACAACAUUAUCUAGUGGAGUGGCGUUAACUCGGCUUGCUGGAGGGAACUCUGCUCUUGCUCUUGCUAUGACUGUGAUUUCCAAUUUAUUAGGAAUCUUAUUUAUACCAUUUUCUGUCUCAAAAUUCAUAGCUGCUGGAGUUGGUGUAUCGGUCCCAACCGAACGCUUGUUGAGAAGCCUUGUUCUCACACUUUUAGUUCCUCUCAUAUUGGGAAAGGGGUAGCCAGUUUUGCAGAUGGAAAUCGUAAGCUUUUGGCAAUGAUUAGUGCAGUCUUUCUUAGUUUCGUCCCUUGGAUUCAAGUCAGCAGAUCAAGGGCACUUCUUUUAAUGGUGAAGCCAGCAAUUUUUCUUGUGGCUGUCACAAUGGGAGCGUUUCUGCAUGCUGUCCUAUUAGCUUUUAAUGCUUUGGCUAUUCCAAGUCUUUCACUCAUGUCUGGAGGUAGUAAGUCACCUUUUGCCAAGAACGAAAACGCCAGUGCUCUUUUACUUGUUGCCAGCCAGAAAACCUUGCCCGUGAUGGUAGCAGUUGUCGAGCAGCUUGGUGGUGCUUUAGGUGAAUCUGGCUUACUUGUUCUUCCAUGUGUAGCAGCGCAUCUGAACCAGAUUAUCAUUGACUCCUUCCUAGUAAGUCUCUGGAAACAAAAGGAGGGUGAAUUUGGAAAUGCCAAGUCCGCAUAGGCCUUGUUUUAAGAGACACACUGA
Molecule: messenger RNA, 1379 nt
Organism: Sesamum indicum (sesame)
Lineage: Eukaryota; Viridiplantae; Streptophyta; Magnoliopsida; Lamiales; Pedaliaceae
Source: RefSeq, a predicted model, not a curated record